Molecule: messenger RNA, 2933 nt
Organism: Misgurnus anguillicaudatus (oriental weatherfish)
Lineage: Eukaryota; Metazoa; Chordata; Actinopteri; Cypriniformes; Cobitidae
Source: RefSeq, a predicted model, not a curated record
CGCACUACAAUCUAUCACAGAGGCGCGUGCCUGCGAGAACGUAAUUACGCGCGCCACCCGUCUCUAAAUUUGUUAUUUUUGCAUUUCUUCAUUACCGAGCUUCGAGUUCUCUUUAUUUUGUGGAGCGGAGUGACGUCAGAGAGGCUGCUCGUGGAUGCACAAGAUCGACGGUUUCGAGUUUUCCGGCUCUUUACACAGUCGAACAGACAGAGGCGAAGACAAAAACGCGACGGAUCAGAACCAGAACCCUGCAGGUUUUAUUCAAGAAAUGCGGGUGCAUGAGGUUCUUUAGACUGAAACCCUCCUGAAACCCUUGUGAUCUCGUAACCCCGUAAUCAUGAGGUCAUCAAGGUGAUCAUGAGGUUUUCUAAUGGACGUCUGAUUGCAGUAUGUCAGCCAGCACAAAGUUGCCACUAUGCUGCCCUACUUGUGGUGAGGUGUGCCCAUCACGAGGCCACACCUGCCCGAAAUUCGGUCUGACUCCACGUCGGAGUUCUGAGGGUGGGCUGACGUUCCUGCACAGCCAGCGAGAAGGAGCCGCAGCAGGAAAGACGCUGGAGCUUCUAGAUGCCCUCAGUUUGGCAACCUCUGCGACCCGUCCGCUCCAAAAGAUCUUCAUCCAGAGAGACACUCCGUCUGUCCUGACGACAUCUCUCUCCCCGAUGCUGUCCAUCGCGGUCACCUCCGGAGAGGCAGAAGGGGACAUGGACAGCGCCGUGACCCGGCUGGGCGUGCCGUGGUUAGGUCGGCUGGCGCUGGAGGCCCGGCUUCAGCGGCUGGCACUGGAGGUGCAGGAGCAGGUGUCCCUCAGACUGGAGGCACUGCAGGAGGAGGUGAAGAGGAGGAGCGUGGAGGUAAGGAGAGCGAGGAGAGACAGCGAGAAGAUGGACAGAGAAAGGCGCGAAGCAGAAGAGAGAGCGGCACAACUCGAGCGUCAGGUGGACAUCUCUGUAGAGAUGCUGGCUAGCCUCAGAUAUGAGCUGAGAGAAAGAGAAGAACAGCUUCAGCGCAAACAACUGGAAGUGUGUGAAAUGGACCGGUUUGUCCGGGACACGGCGCUCCGCGAGGCGAGCGCAAAGAUUCGUCUGCAGCGUUUCAUUGAAGACCUUUUGGAGAGAGCAGAGAGCGCUGAGAUUCAGCUGGAGAACAUCCAUCUACACCAUGAUGUCACUUCCUCUUACAGACACCUGGUAGGAAGCAGAGCCUCGGGGUACCUGAGGAGUAACAGUGUGUCUGGUCGAGUUUCUCAACUGUGUGAUCACAGAUCAUCUCCAUGCUGCAGGUGUGAGAUCAGGAGACCACGUACGCUGUCUGUAGGAUCAGGAGGUUGUGACGGUCACUGGAGGGGUGAGCCGUGUGAAAACAUGUUGUGUCUGGGGGUUGAAGGUUUGGAUUCACCUUGGCUGAUCCAGCACACAGAUUCAGAUGACGGCUCUCUCUACACAACACAAUCACAUGAGGACACUGAGUACAGGGCAUACAGCAGAACAGGUGGAGGUGUGUUGAGAAAGAAGAGAUCCAGUCAAUCACUUGUGUGUUCUGAGCGUCUGAGAUUAAAAGCCGGAUUGUUUUGUGUGUUUAUGUAUCUGGACACAAACUCUCUUCUCACUGCUGCACAGGUGUGUAAGGACUGGUGUAGUGUUGCUCGACACCCUGCUGUCUGGACCAGAGUAACACUAGAGAAUGCACGAGUUUCAUCAAAGUUUUUGUUAACCCUGUCUCAGUGGUGCUGUCAAACACAGUCUCUUUUUCUUCACAACCUCAAACCUCGCUCUCGCAACAAGAAAGAAAGCAAAGAUGAAUAUUUAAAGGCCACAAGAGGCUGUCUGGAGGUGGGACUGGAGGCGGUGCUUAAGUCAGCAGGGCGGAGUCUCGUCACUCUGAGCAUCUCCCAUUGUCCUAACAUUUUGACGGACAGGUCUCUGUGGCUCAUCAGCUGUCACUGUAGAUCACUGCAGUCCCUCACGUACAGAAGUGCAUCAGAUCCGGUGGGUCAGGAGGUGAUUUGGGCUCUGGGUGCGGGUUGUAGAGACAUCACCACACUGCGGAUCGCACCGCUGCAACCGUGUUUGCAGCCCAAUCGGUUUAGUAAUCGUUGCUUGCAGACGAUUGGUCGAUGCUGGCCAAACCUGUGUAGGGUGAGUGUGGGCGGAGCUGGAUGUGGUAUCCAGGGAUUGACCUCUUUGGUGAGAAACUGUGUGAAUCUUUGUGAGCUGGAAUUGAAUCAUAUGAAUGAAGUAAACCAGGAGGGGGCAGCAGAGAUCUGCAAAGAUGGACUACAACAACUUCACACCCUGACCUUCAUCUCAACACCCAUCACUGCUAAAGCAAUACUGCACUUUAAAAGUGUUUGUGUAAAUCUGAAGAGGAUUGUGGUACGGUUGAGUAUAGCAGAUUAUUUUGAGGAUGUAGAUAAUGAAGAAGCUCAGAGGCUGUUUGAAGAAAUCAUCGGUAACUUGCAGUGUUUGAGAAAGAGAGCAGCCCUGUCUGACGUCCUGCACAUCAAGGUGGACAAACCCUGAUAAUGACAUCUGAUCUGUCUGUGUUAGUUCACCACAGUGACAAUCUAAUGCACACAUAAACACACAUAGAUGCACAGAAACAAUAGAUGCACUUUUUUAAUAUUAAGUGUUUUGUGAUAGUGAACAGAUGCACAAUUAUAGCACAUUAUCUUCCUCAGGUCCUUUGUUUAUAAAUGUAGGUUUACGUGUAGACUAGAGAUGUAAUACGGUCUUUUUAAAGUUGUAGAGAUGUUGCAAUAACUAUAUAAACACGUUUUCCCUCAGUACUGUUUUUACAAACACACACACACGCACGCGCGCGUUUCUUCCAUCAGUUGUUGAUGGCAUCAGAAUAACCUGACACAUCAGAUCUGUAAAAACAGGAAUUUCUGUUAUGAUAUUUAAAUGUGUUUUUAACUGCUAAGACCAUUA